AUGGCCAAUCUCAACUACCAUGUGAAUCGACAGGAGGGUCUGGAGCGCCUGUUUGCUGGCGCCGGGUUCGUGUGCGAGAGCAUGGCUGUCCACGAGCGCGAGGUGGUCAACCGCGCGAGCGGCGUGCGCAUGAGGCGGCGCUGGGUGCAGGCCGUGUUCAGGCUGGCUGCGGGCGCGGCCGGCGCGGGCUGUGGGGCGGUGGGCGUGGGGGCGCAGGAUGCGGCCGGGCGGCAGCAGCAGGAGCAGGAGCGGCAGGAGCAGUCGCAGCAGCAGCAGCACCCGCAGCACGAGCAGGAGCAGCAGCAGCAACAGCAGCAGCAGAAGCAGCAGCAGCAGCAGGAGGCUGAGCAAAGGGAGCAGCACACCAAGGACCGAUCCCGGGAAGAUGACACCCCGUGUGAUGAGGGCUGCGACGAUGCGGUGGAUGAGGAGGAGGACGGCAAGGAGGACCGGCAGCUUCCGCAGCAGUACGCAGUUGUCCCGCUGCUGGGCACCAACUGGCGCGUGCCCGCCUGCUGCGCCGAGGCCUGCGCGUCUGCGGCGGAGCUGAUGCAAGGCGACGGGGACGCCGGGGUCGGCGGCGGUGCCUGGCGGCCGGUGGCGCGGCUAGCUCGGUGGGUUGCCGAGGAAGGGGGGGGUUUAGUGCAGGGCAAGGCGGUGGUGCUGCUGCCGCCGCCGCUGGCUAAGUCGCCUGCGGACGACGAGGCGGGGGAGGCAGCGGCCUGGGCGGCGGCGGGCGCGUGGGCGGGGCUGGCGCUGCUCGCAGCGGCGCGGCUGGGUGCGCGGCGCGCGGGCACCGUGUUGGCGGAUUGGGGCGCCGAGGGCUGGGGCGGCGGCGGCAGCGGCGAGGGCAGCGGCACCGAGCCAGCGGGGGCCGCGGCAGCGGAAGAAGUUGGGCUGCGCGGCGGCGAGGAGCGGGAGCGGCGGGCGCAGCCGUCACCGCUGCGGCGGCGGGCACGCUAA
This is a messenger RNA of Monoraphidium neglectum, 963 nucleotides long. RefSeq lists its product as hypothetical. The coding region runs from base 1 to 963 and encodes 320 amino acids. The record is from RefSeq and is a predicted model, not a curated record. Lineage: Eukaryota; Viridiplantae; Chlorophyta; Chlorophyceae; Sphaeropleales; Selenastraceae. The transcript is spliced from 2 exons.